Messenger RNA from Prorocentrum cordatum, 362 nucleotides. NCBI's taxonomy places the organism in Eukaryota, Dinophyceae, Prorocentrales, Prorocentraceae. The record is from the annotation of a GenBank genome assembly.
GCUGGGCGGGAGGUGAUGGGGACGCUCUUCGGCGCCACCGACGAGGCCUGCCUGCUAGCAGCGGUCGUGGCGGCGCCGCGGCGGAUCUUCGUCUGCCCGCCCGGCAAGAAGAAGGAGAGCUUGGCCUGCGUGCGCGGCUUCUGCCCCACGUCCGACACGCUGGCGGCGUACGCGGCCUGCAAGGCCGCCCAGGGCGUCGACGGCCUGGGCCCCUGGUUUCCGCGACUCCACGGAGGACUUCGAGGGCUGGAAGGCGGCCCGCUCCGAGGGGUUUUGCGAUCGCUGGGCUGGGGACCUGUUCCUGGUCCCGAAGCGCCUGAAGCAGUGCCCACCCCGCCAGCCGCCCACGCGCAGAGCCGCCC